Messenger RNA from Nilaparvata lugens (brown planthopper), 3346 nucleotides. RefSeq names its product protein odd-skipped-like. Gene Ontology annotation, molecular function: RNA polymerase II transcription regulatory region sequence-specific DNA binding; DNA-binding transcription factor activity, RNA polymerase II-specific. Gene Ontology annotation, biological process: regulation of transcription by RNA polymerase II; embryo development. Bases 16 to 1395 code for a protein of 459 amino acids. NCBI's taxonomy places the organism in Eukaryota, Metazoa, Arthropoda, Insecta, Hemiptera, Delphacidae. The record is from RefSeq and is a predicted model, not a curated record. Gene Ontology annotation, cellular component: nucleus. The transcript has 3 exons.
CAGCUGACUGGGCGCAUGCGCAGACUAUCGUCGAGUAGUCGAGCUCCCGUGUGCGACUUCUGCUACAGGACUCAGAACAGCUCACGACAGCGUACGGGAGUCAUCCGCACCCAGAGUUCCACCGUUCUACGAUCGUUUUUGUUUUUCUGUGCCUGGAUCAGGAUAAUAUUGAUGAGCACCUACGCCGCCAACGCGCACUUGCACACUUCGCCUUCAGCUGCCACUGCUACCGGUUACAUGGAAGGACAAGAGAUGUCGCUGCAGUCUCCGCAGCUCAACAUUUUGCCUCCAGGCUCGCCCAAGGACCAUGACAGUGCUUCACCACUGCUCACACCUCCGCACACACCCACAGACCUGCUGAACGCCAAGAGUCCCGCCGACAAGUUCUCCUCGUCAAUCAGCGACAACGACGAGGAUCGUGACCUCGAAGAGGAUGACGACGAGGAAUUGAUUGUGGACUCGGACUGUCCCAGCGACCACGAGAUGACCGCGAGGGUAUCACCUGUACAGGAGAGGUUGUUCCCUGCGGGAGAGCGACAACCUAUGCUUUCUCCUCAGUCCUGGUGCUGCAGUCCUGGUUCGAAGGAGUCGGCGUUCUCACCCUGUCAACCGAUGCCGUAUCCUCCACAGAAGUAUCCUCUCCAACCACAGCAACACCCCUCCCAGAUGUUGCCGCAAAACCUCCCUGUCAACUACCCCGCCUUCCUGUUCAGCUCCUGGCUUCGCACCCUGUACCACGACCCCCGACGAGGUGUCCCCCUCUCAUUGCCGUUCCCUGCCGCCUCCACCCUCCCCGGUGCAGCUCGCCGAGGUCUCCCCGGCCCAGGGCGUGCCCCGGGCGCCGUGGGGCGCGCCCCCUCCACCCGCCCCAAGAAGCAGUUCAUCUGCAAGUUCUGCAACCGGCAGUUCACCAAGUCGUACAACCUGCUGAUCCACGAACGCACGCACACCGACGAGCGACCCUACAGUUGCGACAUCUGUGGAAAGGCCUUCCGUCGCCAGGACCAUCUCAGAGAUCACAGAUACAUCCACUCGAAAGAGAAGCCGUUCAAAUGCCAGGAAUGCGGCAAGGGCUUCUGCCAGUCUCGCACGCUGGCUGUCCACAGAUCUCUACACCAAGAGGAGGCGCAGCACAAGUGCCCCGCGUGUCCCCGCAAGUUCCACCAGCAAGCUGCCCUCAAGACACACAUGAUCACCUACCAUCCCAUCAUGCCACCCACCAACUACAUCAGUCAUGACGCCCAGGCACCGCACCAACCCGCCAAACCCUACCAAACCGUGGCACGAGCAAGCCAAAACCCCGUUCUAGAUCUUUCCAGUAACAGCCACCUCCAGAAACCCUCGUCUCCGCCCCGGAUGGGGUUCACCAUCAACGAUAUCCUCCAUAGAAGAUAAUAAUCCACUGCUGGAAAACAACUGUAAGUUCUUCCUAGCAUCUAGUCCCCAUCUUCUAAGUCGCCGUCAAAUGCCAAAGUUAUAACUAUCAUUCACAAUGUUCCACUUAUUACUCGUUAAAUAAUGACCUGAUUAUUCUUCAAUUGAAAACAUUACUUGUAGUUCUUCUACCCAACCAAUUAUUCUUCAAUUGAAACUAUAUACAAAAACACUACUUGUAGUUCUACUCAUCCCAGUUCUUCUAGACUGGGGUGGUGAAUUUACUUGAUAUAACUUUACUAUUACUUACUCAUUCAAAGCUUGUUGAAACUUUAUGAAUACUUGUAAUAUUAUUUGAAUAUCUUAUCUUUAUUUUUACAUGCAGACUUUUUAUAAUAAUUGUGGAAUAAGAAUUCCACAUGUCAAAAUAAUAUCAACAUGUCAUAGAUGAACAAACACUUACAUCCCACAUUAUCACUCUUUUUUCCUUAUCACAUUUUUUGUAUUUUGUGUUUCAUUCAUUCAUACCGUAUUCACAUAAUAUGUAUAUUCACGCUAUUGUUGCCUUUAUCAUUCCUAAAUUCACUACUUAAUCAAUUAAUCCAAUUUCAAUUCAAAUUUAUAUCUUGUCAAUCAAACAAUUAUAAUUAGAAAGAAGUACUGUUUGAUAAUUCAAUAAUAAUUUCUGCAUGUUUAUAUAUUAGUAUUGUCGUUUUUUAAUUUCGUAUUAACCAGUCUGAUGAAUUAUGUCUCAUGAAAUUGUUCAAAUCUAACUUUAAAUCUAAAUUUUAAAAUAGUGUAUUUUUUCAGAGAUUGAUGUUUUAUACAAUUCUUCAAAAUUCAACUUUGCCAUUCUUACGAGUGGAUCUAGUGGAAUUUAAUCUCAAUUUCCUCUUAACAGUUUUAAAAUUAAUCAUUUUUUUACAAGAUUUGUUCCAGUUGAAGCUUGAUUAUUUCUAAUGUAUAUAGUCAUAAGCUUACCAUAGUCAUUUUAUGGAAUUUCAUAAUCAUGUGUAGAUGUUCAAAGAAUGGAAUGCAUAAUUGAGAUUCAUAUAAUUCCAAAGUUCUUGUUAUCAUUUUAAUUUAUUUCUAUAUCAUACCAAUAAUUUAUUCAUCUGAUAAUUAAACUCAGUUAGGAUGACAAUUGAUUGAAUGGACAGUAGAAAAUAACCAAAGAUAUUUGGCAGACAGUGAUUUUUUAUCAAGAAUUCCUUGAUGCUUUAUAAGAAAAUUUUAAUUAUCACAUGUCGUAAACAUUCUUCCCUUGAAUAGAAAUAAGACUAAUAAAUAAAUUAUUGUUGUAUGUAAUAAUGUAUGAAUCGAAUAUCAAUGACUGUUUCAUUUCUUUACAUAUCUGUAUCUAUUGAACUGAAUCUUUAACUGUUCUGAUUCCUCUCUCAUAUCAUCUAUCUUACAAUUUCAUACGAUAUCACAUAGAAUGUUACCAUUAAUCUCUACCUCAGUAAUUUUAUAACUUAACACUUGAUCUCUGAACCAAAAUGAUAUUGAUCAAUUUUUUAAUACUGUAGUUGUAAUUCUAAAGAUGAAUGUAUUAUUGUAUUUUCAUUGAUAAUAAUCUGCUCUUACUUAUCACUAUAUAGCAUGUAUAUGGAUAAACUUAUAUUCCAUAGCUUAAUUUAUGAAUUGAUCAUAAGCUGGAUAAUUUUAAUUAUUCCAUUUUUCCUUAACGCUCUAACUGGUAGAAAACCAAAGUAUAAUAUUAUUCAAUAUUUCCGACUCUAUUUCCAUUGGUACAAAAAGACUUAUGAAAUUAUAUUAUAACAAUAUAUAGUUGUGUGAAUGUAUUUAUGCUUUAGCAUUAUGAUAAUGUUUACUGUAAAAAUAUUCAGAUUAGCUUAUAUUUAUUAUCUGUGGUGAUCAUUGUACAUACUCUUAGAAUAUUUUGUAAAUAUCUUGAAUCCAAAUUAGUAGUAUAUUAUAUUGAAUAAAUAGUUAAUUCAUGAUUGAUAAA